Messenger RNA from Hymenoscyphus albidus, 2700 nucleotides. Lineage: Eukaryota; Fungi; Ascomycota; Leotiomycetes; Helotiales; Helotiaceae. The record is from the annotation of a GenBank genome assembly.
UUCACACCAAUUUUUCUUCUGCCUGCAUAGGUAUAUUCUGCCCACACCUCAACACCACCAAUUGCAUGAUCGCGGGUGUAUUUCUUCAUCUACCAAGAUUCUACGGCUUGGAUGCGUCUUCUCUUUGAUCGCCACAUCGCAAUUUAAGCUCCACCCUGGUAUCUUGCGCAUAACCUAGUGGGUGCACAGCAAGUCACGCCCCUCCAACCAUGGCCAAUCCAUGGCUUGACGUAGCUGACAGGAACUAUGGUAAUGUACCAGAACUGUGGUAAGUUAUAUAAAUCCAACUUCAUCUAAUCUACAGCUGCCCCGACUUCUCCAUGAGUUGGCAUGGAGGAUCUAUUGCGCGAGAGGCGCGAUGAGUCUACUCUCAAGUCCUAUUACUGGCCAACCAGGCGUGUUCGCCUUCAAUUUUUCUCUGGCAACGUUGAUAACAUAGACUAAUAACAUCUUAGUGAAAAAUUGGGCUAUCCAGCUGGACCCGUGGCUGGGCGAAAGGGAUCAGUAUUUAAGAAUAGCGCUGCUACGUACCGUAAGAGCGUACCUGAGCUUGACCCGACCCGCCCAAGAUGCCCCCUUGAUGCCAAUGACCCUGUUGCCAUUGAGUAUGCAAGAGGUUGGAUUGAAGAAAACAAGGCUCUUUUUGCACGCUCUGAGGCAGCAGAACUUCAUGGUUGGCCCAUCUGGCCUAAUGACGAGGAGCAGUAAGGCAUCGCCAGCAUCUCUCAUUUUGAUAUACGGCUAAUGAGAAAUCCCAGCAUUGUAAAGCAUGUCGCAUGGUUAAUGUGUACUCAAGAACGCUUUUGGCGUGCCAACCAAAAUUAUUUCGCAAAGCAGAAGUCGUAAGUUGUUGUUCGACUUUCUCUAGAGGUUUACAAACUUACAUGGCCAGGUUUAACGGACAAGAUGCUGAUACUAGCAUUUCCCACUCCCCCAGAAAUCCAAGGCCAGCAUCACCAAACACCGCCGGCAUCGCGGCAGAUCAAGAGCGCGAAAUUGUGUCAGCCAACAUCAAUGUUCAUCUCCGCUUCGCAUAUCCUCUUGAUGGUAUUCCUGUCAUGUCGACGAAUUGGCUGUUUCAACCUCUGGUCAUGUCACAAAAGAUGAUUGAUACAGAAGAGGUAGACCCGUUUGUUGUUCGGUAUUUCCAUGAGCACAAUCUCUAUCAUACCCGUGAUAAUGCCAAAGUCGAGCGAUUUGUUCAGGAUACUAUUAGACACUAUGUCUUGAGACGUGAGAACAUGGAAUGGGACUAUCGAGUCCGCACUCGUUGUGAGCAAGUCAUCAAGGAGUUUGCCAAAAUUUGGAAGCCAUAUGCAAAAUCGGGCUAUGGAUUUCUUGAGGAUGGCCCUCGUGGGGCUCAGAAGACACUCGAAUUUGAAAAGAAGUGGUCUGAUUGUCGAAAGGUAUGUAUACAACAUCCUUGGGUCUAUGGCACAAUACGGGACACGUCUUAUCGAGUCUCACUGCAAUUCACCAUCAUUGUGUGCUAAUUUCCAACUUCUAUAGCGCUGGCUUGAUACGAUCCACCAAGGUGUGAGUGGCCAUGUCAUCGAAUGGAACAAUAAUCCCCGGCUUGUUCAUGCGGGUGAUGCCAGCAACAUUAACGGUGUUCGUAAGAGAGAACCUCAGAGCGCCAAUAAAUCUGCAAGAUCCACCCCAAAUAAUCGACCGCAAGGAAAACGCGCACGACUUGAUCAAUCCAACUCCUCUGUUGUCAAGCGAAAGGCGGCAUCAGCAAAUUCAAUUGGCAAAUCAAGCAUGGCAGAUACGAUCACCAUCGAUGAUACUGAUAGUGAAGAGGAUAGGUCAAACGGUGUUUUCCAACGUUCAUGCAAUACGAUUCCGCCUGAUCCGUAUCUAAUCGCUCUUGACGAGUACGACCGCUAUACAGGCGCCCAAUCUGGAGGAGAGAGGAAAGCAAUCCGGACAUCAAGCAAUUCUAGAGCAUCUCUUCCUGUAAACUCCUCGGUGGGUUUCUCUGGUGGUCGUGAUUCUUCCUCACCACAAGUGGCCCGUCCUUCCCGCCGCUCAAUUGGUGGACACAUGACUAUGAUGGCACCUCAGCCAAAGCCUGCUAGAGUUGCCGAAUAUAUAUACCCACCACAAGAUGAAGAACACCUCCCUGUAAGCCGGGCUCCUUCUCUACCUGACAACCUUCACAGCGAACUGAAUAGUAAGAAGAGCCUUGCCGAACUUAUUGCAUCGCAAAACCUCCCCAUCGAAUUCACACCACUGGAAUCAAAGAUGAACACGAUGAACGGACCCUCUCUUUACUCAUCCUUCAAUGGAACCUCUAGUCUACCAACCUCCAACGGCCGAAAUGCCUCCCUCAAAUUCGCUAUCCAAGACGAGACAGGUGUCCCCGACGACGAGCCCUCGAGUCUAGUCUCCAAGAAGCAGAUCUAUGAUAUGUCUCUCGCUGAUUUGUUCAUUAUGGUCGCGAAUAAAUCAGGCAUGUCGGAGCAACAUUUGACUUUACUUACCCUGCGUUGUCAAUGGGAGCAAGCUAGUUUUGUGGUCUCCAAGUUGGCAGGCGAGGAACCUUGGAAGAGACAGAAGAAGAAGUUGAAUUCGCUGUUUGUGGGUGCGCAGGGGGAGUUCCCGGAGGAGGACGAGUUCGAGGUCUGGGUGCUUUGUGGAGAUCGGGUUAGUAAGAAGAAGAGUCUGAAGGCGGAGGAUGUGGAGAUGGGGAUGUGA